This is a messenger RNA of Racocetra fulgida, 1255 nucleotides long. The record is from the annotation of a GenBank genome assembly. NCBI's taxonomy places the organism in Eukaryota, Fungi, Glomeromycota, Glomeromycetes, Diversisporales, Gigasporaceae.
AUGUCUUCAAAGAAAAUUAAUUUUUUGGAUUGCGAUUUAGUAAAAAUCGGAAAUGAAAUGAAGGAUAUUCUUGAUAAGUGCAUUGAAGAUGGUGUAAACAACAUUGAUUUGACUAUUUGUGGCAUACUUGUUGAAGAAGAACAUGAAAUCAGAAUCACGAAUCUAGAACAGAAAGAUAAAGGAAAAAAUUUUACUAGUGUGUCACAGUCUCCAAUAAAUUCUAGCAGUAUUUCUGAACAGAUAGUCUUACAAAGUGAGGAUGCUCCAGCAUCUGAUAUAUCUGAUAAUGCAUCAAAUUCUGAUGUAUUAUCAACUAUGCCAACAUCUCCAGUUUCUAAUAUUGACAUGUCAGAAUCUUUGGACUCGAAAACUGUGAAAAAGCUUUUGAAUCACAAUCAAGAUAAAAACCUGGAUAAAUCACACAAGAAAAAAGGAACAGAGGAUAUCGUUCAAGUAAUAGCUAAUGGUAUUCGGGAUAAUAUCCUUUUAGAUGAGUCAGAGGUUCGAAAUGUUCUUACUAUCUCUUACAUCAAGAAAGAUCCGGAAUUCUCUGAGUAUUGUGUCCAACAGUUGCAACAAGUAGGAAUAGGUAAAUGGACUUCAAAGUCUAUUUGUGGAUUAUUAAACUUAUCAGCAAACGUUGAUCCUCCCAGUAAUUUUUCAGAUAUGAGUAACACGUGGGGGGACUUUCAAAUAUGGACCAACAACAAAGAAUACAGAGGAUAUAUCCACAUUCCCAGUUUUAGUGUUAGUUGUGACACUGGCGGUCAUAUCAUCAGUGCUAACCCUAAGGACCCUGAUUACAGUGAUCAACACAACCCAACUCGAAAUCCUGACAAAGUCGUAAAUGCUAUUGGUAAUCCCUAUGGAUUUACAAAAGCAUGGCCACUUUAUCAAGUUGGUGAUAUUUAUAUUCAGGACCCAACAUUUAACGGGAUUAGGUGGACAAAAAUCAAUGACAAUACUUGUUUAACAAUCAAAGAUGUUAGGUCUAGUCGGUUAGCUCAUGAUGAACGAGUGGUUCAAUAUAAAUUAACAGGAUACGAUGCACCAUUUAUUUUCGCUAAAGUUGAUAUGACAGUUUGUUGUAAUCGGCAAGUUUCUGUAAAAGUCCAUCGUACUGUUUUCCCGCAAACUCGGCUUUACAUUAAUGGUGUAUGGAAAAGUGUGCAAGCACAAACUGAACUUGGCAAGUUUAUUAAAUCUGGAGGUGAGAAGUUAUUUCAAGAUGGUUAUGGAUACCAUGCUCCUGACG